This is a messenger RNA of Rattus norvegicus (Norway rat), 3567 nucleotides long. NCBI's taxonomy places the organism in Eukaryota, Metazoa, Chordata, Mammalia, Rodentia, Muridae. The record is from RefSeq and is a predicted model, not a curated record.
AUGGAGGAGAUGGCUGUGACGGAAGGGUCUGGUGAAGGGGCAGGAGGCGCCGUGUCGGGCCUCGAAGGUGGCAAAAAGAAGCCCCUGAAACAGCCCAAGAAGCAGGCCAAGGAGAUGGACGAGGAAGAUAAGGCUUUCAAGCAGAAACAAAAGGAGAAACAGAAGAAAUUUGAGGAGCUAAAAGCCAAGGCCGCGGGGAAGGGUCCCCUGGCUACAGGUGGAAUUAAGAAAUCUGGCAAAAAGUAAGCUGUUCUCACAUCUGAGGUGAUGGUGACCCUCCUCUUCCAUUCCUAUGCAGAAUGAAGUGUUAUCCUGUAACCUGUCAAACAUCUGGAUUCCCUGCCGUAACAUCUUUGCCACUACAACUAGAAUGAAGUGUUAUCCUGGAGCCUGUUGUUGUACACUGUAAUGAACUUUUGUAAAAAAACCAAUAAACUGAAAAGAAAAGUAUAACUGAAAAAAAAAAAAACAAUAAACUGAGUAACGCGAUGUCUCGUUGUCUCUCGUGUUCAGCAAUUCCUACCUCAGCUGUGAAUUUAAAGUGAACCUAGAGCCUGCUGCUCCAUCCUCGUUGUACUCUGAAUUCUUAUCACUUUGAAUUAAACCAACUCAUUUAAAAGCCAAAAAAAAAAAAAGAGAGAGACAUAGGCAUAUAAAGCUCUGUGAGUUUGAGGCCAGUCUGGUCAGUGUAUUGAAUUCCAAGCUAACUAGGACUACACAGUAAGAUCCUGCCUUUAAGAAAAGCCUUCCUUACACAUUAUUUUCUGAACUGGGUCUCUUUCUGCCCAAUUUAGCUAGUCUAUCUAGCCAGCUUGCCCCAAGGAUCCCAUCUCUACCUCCCUUGCCCUUAGAAUACAGAAUAGCUACCAUACCCCUUGCUCUGGAGUUAAAUGUUCUUCUAGGGAUCCAAACCCCAGGCCUCUGCUUACUGGGCUGUCUCCUCAGCCCUAAUAAUAGGAUCUUUGAAAAAGCUCUUAGAAAGGUCAGGAUAGGAGAAACAAGAGAGGAUAGCAGGGUGUACGUAACAUGAAAGGAGACAGGCCCACUGGACAGAGGUGGGCAAAGGGACAAAGUUUUGUAAAGAUUAUGACUUCCCACCUGUAAUCCCUGUAAUUAGGAAAGCAGAAGCAGGAAGAGCCACAGUUUGAGGCCAGCCUGGUGUAUACAUAUAACGUGAGACUUUGUCUCAGUAAAUGAAUGAACAAAACAGAAGAAAGAAAGGUGAUUAAUGGGGUUGGGGAUUUAGCUCAGUGGUAGAGCGCUUGCCUAGCAAGCACAAGGCCCUGGGUUCUGUCCCCAGCUCCGGAAAAAAAAAAAAAGUGAUUAAUAAAAGAACUGGGUCAGGAGGUGAUGGCACACACCUUUAAUCCCAGCACUCAGGAGGCAGAGGCAGGCAGCUCUCAGGCCAGCCUAAUCUACAGAGUAAGUUUUAUGAUACCCCGGACUAUACAGACAAACCCUGUCUUGAAAAACCAAAACAAGAAAUCAAGGAAUUGGGACAAGAAGAACAUGGUGAGAUCACAAUGAGUACAAAUUCAACCUGUGCUACAGUGAGAGCCUAGCUCAAAAAACAUGAAAGUUAACAUGCUGGCACAAGUUGGAAGGUCACAUCUGAUACGUGGUUGGAGAGUCUGAAGCAGAUACACUACAAAUAAGGUGAAAACUGUCCUGUGAAGUUUCAUGUGCAGUAUAUAACAAAUCAGAAUUUCACACUUAGACACUGGAAGUCAGAGGCUUCAGAUCUGGGACUGGAGUUACAGACCAUAAAGUGCCACGUGGGUGCUGGGAAUUGAACCCAGUGCCCUUAACUGUGAGCUAUCUCUGCAGUCCUAGAGACAAAAGAUUUUUAACAAUGAAUAAAGUUGAACUAAUGCUUCGCCUGGUUGAAGUAGCUGUCUCUAAAACAAGUCUCUGACAAUGUCUGACUUGUGUGCUCAGUAGGCAAGAUCAGAGAAAUGACCUAGAGAAACAUAUUUCUUUUUUUUUUUAAAGAUUUCUUUAUUUUAUGUAUAUGUAUACAAUAUUGCUGUCUUCAGACACACCAGAAGAGGGCAUCAGAUGCCAUUACAGAUGGUUGUGAGCCACCAUGUGGUUGCUGGGAAUUGAACUCAGGACCUCUGGAAGAGCAGUCGGUGCUCUUAACUACUGAGCCAUCUCUCCAGCCCGAGAAACAUAUUGAAACAUAUUUCUAUUGUUCUGAAUAAAGUGUAGAAAUUUCUCUUUAAUUCCUUUCCCAACUUUCUCACUCAAAUGUCCUAGCCAACUACAUGAAGACCUAAACUUACACAUUCUUCCUUAAAAACAAACCUUGACAGUUCCUCGGUGUAACAGCAUUUGCUCUUACACAGGACUUUGGUUCAAACCCAUAUGGUAAUUCACCACCAUCUCUAACUUCAGUUCUAGAGGAAAAUCACUCUUCUGACCUCCUUGGACACCAGACACAUGUGGUACACAUAUUAACAUGAAGACAAAGACACCUACAUCCCAGCACUCAAAGGCUACAGUAGAAGGACUAAGCAUUCAAGAUCACUAUGAGCUACAUGGCACGUUCCAGGCCAGCAUGUACUACACGGUGAUGCCAACAUGGAAUUCACACUGAGACCAUGUCUCGAAUCCAUAAAGCAAGUCCAGCAUGGUGGUACACAUCUUCAAUUCCAGGACUCAGGACAAAGGUCUGUGAGCUCAUAGGCCAACCUGGCCUACAUAUCAAGUUCCAGGCCAUUCAGAGCUACACAAAAAAAAAAAAAAAAAAAAAAAAUCCUUGUGUCAAAAUAAAGCAUCUCAAGCAUCUUUACCUUGUUAGUAAGUACUGCUACAAAAUAAACUUUCACUUGCUAUAUUCUGGCAAGGAUAGCUAAACUGUUAAGAACCCAGGGUUGGAGAUAUGGCUCAGUUAAUCAAGUGCUUACUAAUGUGCACAAAUCCCUGAGUUCCAUCCCAGAACCACAUAAAUUGGGUAUGGCACGUGUGCAUAUAAUCCUAGUACUCAGGAAGUAAAGGACAAUCAGCAGUUCAAGGCCAUCCUCCAUUACAUAGUCUGAAGCCAACCAGGGUCUUUACCUGGCUUAAAAUAAAUAAAUACUCCAUACUUCUGACACAGCAGAAAAAUAGCCACUAAAAAUUAGUAACACAAACAUCCUCCAUUCCUUCCUGAGAUGGCCACAACCUUGGAGUGACCGUGCUCCCUCUGCCUUUGUUUUGCUACCCAGUGCCACUCUCCCUACUACCCACUUUACUGGUGAGACUCCAAAUACCAUCCUUAUCCUUCUCAGACUCCUUCCAAAGCUAAAGGAAGGCUUUUUCUUCUCUGCACCCUCUGUUAUUUUAGAUUCUAAGACUUAACAUGCUGUCCUGGGUCACUUGUCUGUCUCUUUCUCUGGAACAUUAAUAAUUUGGAAAUCAGGGGACUAGAGAGAGAUGGCUCAGCAGUUAAGACUUCUUCCAGAGGUCCUGAGUUUAAUUCCCAGCAACUACAUGGUGGCUCACAACCAUCUGUUACGGGAUCUGAUGCCCUCUUCUAGUAUGUCUGAAGACAACUACAGUGUGCUCUUUACAUUUAAAAAAAAA